This is a messenger RNA of Acipenser ruthenus (sterlet), 5721 nucleotides long. RefSeq names its product folliculin-interacting protein 2-like. Gene Ontology annotation, cellular component: cytoplasm. Gene Ontology annotation, molecular function: protein-folding chaperone binding; ATPase inhibitor activity. The coding region runs from base 455 to 3541 and encodes 1028 amino acids. The record is from RefSeq and is a predicted model, not a curated record. Lineage: Eukaryota; Metazoa; Chordata; Actinopteri; Acipenseriformes; Acipenseridae. The transcript is spliced from 17 exons.
AGUAACCUACAUUUACACAGAGAACAGAUCCUAUAAGAUGAAGACAUGAGCUUUCACAGAUAUGUCGGACCUUUCCUUGAAACUGCAUGUUGUCUCCGACUAAAUGAUGAGAUUGCACCUACUCAGGAUCUGAUAUUAAACUGUGUAAUGUGCUGGGAAGAAAUGCAUAAGUGUAUGUAGGUGUGUACAGUAGGUGCUUCGUGGUUCAGCUGCCUCUUGCAUGUUACAGUAGAUGUACAACUGUAGGUCUGCAUUCUGAACACCGCCCCAGACAAUGCAGCUUAGAGGUGCAGCCAGAUCAGCUAGAGCCUGCUGUAUCAGGUCAUCUGACAGUCGUGUGCUUUAGGAUGAGCUCCAAACUGGGAUACAGUAAUUAUACUGUAGUUGCGGCAGUGCAAUCAAGCGCAGGUUGCCUGGAGAUCAACUCUGUGCAGGAAGGGACUUCUGGAGCAGGAUGGAGCACAGCUGGGCAUCUUCUGAAUUGGACCUGACCCAGAUUCGGCUGAUCGUAUAUCAGGAUUGUGAGCGCAGAGGCAGACAGGUGCUGUUCGACUCAAAAACGGUCUGCAAAAUCGAUGAAUCAGCUCAGAAGAAUGCAGAAGAUGUUCAGGCCAAGUGCUGCCAGACCAACAGGAGUGGAGCCUGCACCAUCAAUACCCAGAAUGCCCCAUCGGCUGGUAGACCCAAUGAAAAAGAACAGCUGCCGAGAUACCAAUAUACAAGGCCUGCGUCUGAUGUCAACAUGCUUGGUGAAAUGAUGUUUGGAUCAGUUGCUAUGAGCUACAAAGGUUCCACAUUAAAAAUCCAUUAUAUACGCUCCCCUCCUCAGCUGAUGAUCAGUAAAGUAUUUUCUGCUAGAGUGGGCAGUGCCAGUGGAUGUACAAACACGUUGCAAGAUAGCUUUGAAUACAUCAACCUGGAAUCCGGUGUCGGAAAGUCGUGUCCAAAUCCGAGCAGUUUGGGUAGCAUAGCUCACAGCACACCUGUUGACAUGCCAAGCCGAGGGCAAAAUGAAGACGGAGACAGUGGUAUCGCUCGAUCAGCAUCCCUGAGCAGCCUUCUUGUUACCCCAUUCCCGUCUCCAAGCAACUCCUUCUCCAGCAGCUGUGCCAGCAGUUACCAGCGGCGCUGGCUGCGCAGUCAGACCACCAGCCUCGAGAACGGGCCUGUGCCACGGUGGUACACUGAUGAAACCUUUAGCCUGACAGAUGAAAGCUUUGGCUCCAACCCAGCGAUGAUCAGGAGAAAGAAAAUCUCCAUCAGUAUUAUCUUCUCUCUCUCUGAGAAGGAGGGGGAGAACAGGAGCUUCCAGGAUUUCUUUUUCUCUCACUUUGCACUGUUUGAAUCCCACAUGAGCAAGCUAAAGACAGCAGUAGAGAAGACUAUGAUUUUGAGCAGGAAGACAGCUGAAUCCAGUCACUGGGUCCAAGUUUACUUAUGUGGUAUUAUGGAUGCCUUAGGAGAGUUCAGGACAACUAUCUGGAAUCUGUACAUGGCACCAAGAAUCACAGAGCCAGUGUGGUUAACAAUGAUGUCUCAUACAGUGGAGAAGAGGCAACUCUGUCAGCGCUUUCUUAAAGACCUCACACUUUUAGCAGAGCAGACCUCCAAGAACCAGUUUCUGUCUGGUUUGCUGACUGCUGUCCUGACCUACCACUUGGCCUGGGUUCCCACAGUAAUGCCAAAUGAUCAUCCUCCCAUCAAGGCAUUCUCUGAGAAGCACACCUCCCAGUCAGUAGACUUGCUGGCCAAGUCUCACCCUUACAAUCCCCACUGGGCACAGCUAGGUGACCUUUAUGGAGCCAUCGGCUCUCCUGUCAGACUGACGCGGACGGUUGUUGUGGGGAAGCGCAGGGAGCUAGUUCAGAGAUUCCUGUACGUCCUCACCUACUUCAUCCGAUGCUCAGAUCUACAGGAGAUACAGCUGAGCAUGAGCGGGAAGGCUGAGGAUGGAGAGCCUGUUCAAACCACCACCACACUUGAGAAAAGGGAGAUGGAGGAUUCUGAGCAUGUAGUGGUCACAGUCCAGAGCGAAGCCAGCCAGAAGUGCUCUGAGAAAUCGCAGGACAGCACCGCGGAGCCAGCCAGCAGUCCAGAGAGUCCGGGUAUGUUGAUUAAAGACAAACUGCUGACAUCUCCUAAAGCUAGGUACAGAGACUUGACAGAGAAUGAUAAACUAAACUCAGUUAGGACAAUGUCCGAUACAGAGGCCACCCACAUUUGCGGCAGCCUUAAAUCUUGCCGUGAAGUGCCUGCUGCCAUUCAGGAGAUUAAAAAGGAGAUGUUGGUCAAUGUGACUGGGGCAGCAGCCGGCAGCAUACGCUGUUUGGCAGGGAUGGAGGGCUGCUCGACCACAGCAUUCGAGUCCAGUCCUUCAAUUGAAAAGAAAUCCAUCAUCACAUCUUCACAUCACCUGCCUUGCCUCAGAAUGCCUGUUCAUCACAGUCCCCAUUUGCAGAGGGUGAGAUUCCAGAUGGGGAGUUCUGUCUCUCCCGAUUCAGAUCUCGAGAGCAGGAGGAGAGAAAUGGAUACAAAUUACCAGAAAUUCAGGGAAACAUCUGACAAGAAAGUAAAGUGUCACCAGAGUGGCCCAGACAGUCCCCUACCAGUCUCUCCAACAGAGGCCCAAAGUGAAACGGUCAGAUCAUCAUUCAAGUCACGUUUAAAGCACUGCCAUGCCAGAAUCCCAUCCUGUGAGGGGAUUACCAGCAUGUCUGAUGAAGAUAACACGAUUAUCACUCCAGCUGAAUGUAGUGCAAUCAGUUCUGAUCAGGAUAUGGAGGGCCAGGACACAGUCAAUGUCCCCUGUGGGGAUGCUGGGAGAAAAGUGACAUUCAGCAUAGAAGCUGACAUUCCCAGGAACGAGAGUUCAGACAGUGCUCUGGGAGACAGUGAUGACGAAGACGUACCCCAAGAUCGUAUCUCUCGUCAGAGCUGUGGAGAAAAGAUGGAUGAAAUCCGAGAAGAGGUCAAGUUGCCACUUCCUAGUACAGAAACUACUAGCCAGAAAAAUGCUAACAACUUUGGAAGAUCCCUUUUUGGAGGCUAUUGUCCGCAAUACAUGCCAGACUUUGUAUUGCAUGGAAUAAGUACAGAUGAAAGGCUAAAGCAGUGUUUAACGACAGAUCUUGAUCACACAGUCAGACAUCCAGCCUUAGAUGAGCCAAUAGCAGAAGCUGUCUGUAUUAUUGCGGACACAGACAAGUGGACAGUGCAAGUGGCUACGAGUCAGAGAAGAGUGGUGGACAGCAGUAAACUAGGAAAAGAUGUCCUCGUCUCCAGCCUUGUCACCAGCCUGCUCCAGUCUAUUCUACAACUCUAUAAGCUCAACCUCUCCCCUGACUUUUGUAUCAUGCAUCUUGAGGACAGACUUCAAGAGAUGUACUUCAAGAGCAAGAUGCUAUCAGAAUACCUAAAGGGAAACGCAAGAGUGCACGUAAAGGAGCUUGGAGUCGUACUGGGGAUUGAAUCUAAUGACCUUCCUCUGCUGGCUGCAGUGGCGAGCACACAUUCUCCUUAUGUUGCUCAGAUUCUGUUAUAAUUUAUAUCCAUUUCCAAAACCAGUUUAAAAAGUGGGGUUAGAAAGCGAGUAUAGCCUGUAGAGAACAUGCAGUAUAAGCUGCAGGCAGUAGUAAUCCUAGCAUGUACUCCAAUCCAACCGUGUGUGCUACCAAAAACAGUGCACUGAGGAACUAAAAAUACAGGCGUGACCUACUGUGGGAAAUCUUACUACAUAAACUAAGCAGAACCUGGGAAUUGAACUUUUAUAUUUAUGGUUUCUGCUGCAAAGACAGUAAUGCUGCCCAGUAAGUGGUAGGCUUUUGUACAUCAAAACAUUUGGAUGUGCAAUAUCAUGGACUUCAGUCUGAAGCAAUCCAAAAUUGGGAGCCUUCAGAUGAUUGGUUUUAAAAGGGAAGCCUUAUCUGGUCUCAAGUAAAAGUUUACAGGAGUAAUUGUUGAAGCAACAAACAGUGUUCUCUUAAGCCCCUUUCACACUGGCACUUCUACCCGGACCGGGUUCUGGCCACCAGGGUCACAAUCCUGUGUAGUGUGAAACCUGGGUCGUACCCAGUUUAACCCGGGUCCUAGCGACCCACCUCAGGAUGUGGGUUGACACGCUUUGACCCGGGUUGAGCGAGACAAAAUGCAUGAUGGCCGACGAAGUAACAAACAGCCACUCCUGCGUGAAGGUUUCACUUCCGCAAGGGACGUUUUUGUUUAUUCUGUUUGGUGAUAUUUUUGUUGCUUGAGACACACCAUGAGCCAGAUUGCAGCAGGGAUGAAGAAACAUUUGCUCUAAUCAAUAUUUGAGCCGAUGGUUCAAUCCAGAGAAGCUUGGAUGGAAGCGUCUAACAAGCUGCUUCCAGGGCAUUGAUACGCACAUUGUUUACUUGUGUCUGUCACCCAGGUCAACCCUGCUUCAUCAAAAGCAGUGUGAAAUCAUGUAGCCAACCUACAUGACACCAGGUCCUGACCCGGGUAGGUUCCGACCAGGGUAGAGCAUGCCAGUGUGAAAGGGGCUUUAGAAGACCAAUAUGCUUAUCAUCUUGGUCUAGUGGUCUUAAUGUUACAAAAACUAAUGUUACACAAACUGAAAUGAUAGGGUUCAUAAUUAUAAUUGAUGUGAAAUACAUUCUAUAUUAACCUGUUCAUUAUUUUCCCUCUCUGGUCCUUUUUUGGUUCUUCAAAUGGAUCAAGCCUUAAUAUGUUUUAAACUUCCUGUAUUGUUAGGUUGUAACCUAACAAUACAGGAAGUUUAAAACAUAUUACAGCUUUUAAAGAUAUAUGUAGGCAAUAUAGAACAAUAAAUUGGGACAAACCUCAGAAAGUACUAACCAUUACAAUAUUUAAAUGUAACACAGCGCCACAUUUUACGGGCAACUAGUUUUUCUAAAGCAACAUUUCUGUUAAAAAAGGAAGUUACAAAAUGAUGCACAUGCACACUAAUCGCAGUGCUUUCACAUGCAAAGCAGUGAUCCUAAUAGCUGGAUGCUAUUUCUAAAUCCUACCAUUUAUAUUACUGCUGUAGGGAAUAUAUAUAUAUAUAUAUAUUCCGUAAAAAAAUGUGUAUAAGUCAUCCCCCGUCCAACUUUUUGAGACAACAAUUUCAGGAAAAAGCCUAUAGGUCACACUGGUGUAUAAGUCACUCCCCCCUUUAAGACCCCCUAAAAAUACCUAGAAAAUACUUAUACAAAGGUUUUUACAGUAUACAUAUAUACACACACUGUAUGCAGGCCCAUUUCUGUAGAUACAUUCUCUUUUAUUACACGUAUCUUAAGAGUUUAAAAGCAAUAUUUAAUUGUUCACUUCAGUUUAAGUAGAGCUACUCAUGGGGGAAUUGCACAUGCCCAGCAACUGUGCCUGUAGGGAAGUUGUUUCUUCUGUUUAUUAUGUCUACAUUUUACAUUUAUUAUGGUGGUGUUUUGAAUUGAAAACUUAAUUCCCUGUUUUAAAAUGACAUGGUUACAAUGGUUAGCCAUGUACAUUUACAUACUCUGACCAUAGUCCACUGUGAAUGAAUGCUUCUUUUUCAUUGUGUUUUUUUGUUGGGAUGUUUCUAAACACUUACUAUUUUACAGUCUUGCAGUGGUAAUACAAGCUUUAAUGAAUAUUUGCAGUUUUGAACAAUGUGGUGGCCUUUCUUGCAAUGGUGGUUCUAAACUGACUGAAGAAUUCUUACUGUUUUCUUUUUUCUUAAAUAAACUACCUCAUUUGGCAGGA